This is a messenger RNA of Apaloderma vittatum (bar-tailed trogon), 844 nucleotides long. It is a transcript of the gene SOCS7, whose product is annotated as suppressor of cytokine signaling 7. Gene Ontology annotation, biological process: intracellular signal transduction; phosphatidylinositol phosphate biosynthetic process. The annotation marks the transcript as partial. Lineage: Eukaryota; Metazoa; Chordata; Aves; Trogoniformes; Trogonidae. The record is from RefSeq and is a predicted model, not a curated record. The transcript is spliced from 8 exons. Gene Ontology annotation, molecular function: 1-phosphatidylinositol-3-kinase regulator activity. Gene Ontology annotation, cellular component: phosphatidylinositol 3-kinase complex.
CAGGAAACACAGACUGACAAGAACUCAAAGUGCCUUUUCCCCGGUUGUGUUCAGCCCCCUCUUCACAGGUGAAACGGUGUCGCUGGUGGACGUGGACAUCUCUCAGCGAGGACUGACCUCCCCUCACCCGCCGACUCCGGCGCCUCCACCCCGAAGAAGCCUCAGCCUCUUAGAUGAUAUCAGUGGGACGCUGCCUACGUCUGUGCUAGUGGGUCCAAUGGGCUCUUCCUUGCAGUCUUUCCCUCUGCCUCCGCCUCCUCCGCCCCAUGCCCCAGUUUUGGUGAAGCUCUGCGGGUGGUACUGGGGACCGAUGAACUGGGAGGACGCAGAGAUGAAGCUGAAGGGGAAGCCGGAUGGGUCCUUUCUGGUCCGAGACAGCUCUGACCCCCGUUACAUCCUGAGCCUCAGCUUUCGGUCGCAGGGCAUCACCCACCACACCAGGAUGGAGCACUACAGGGGGACCUUCAGCCUGUGGUGUCACCCCAAGUUUGAAGACCGCUGCCAGUCUGUGGUGGAGUUCAUAAAGAGAGCAAUCAUGCACUCCAAAAACGGGAAGUUUCUCUACUUCCUCCGAUCCAGGGUUCCAGGUCUCCCUCCGACGCCUGUCCAGCUCCUGUACCCAGUCUCCAGGUUCAGCAACGUCAAAUCCCUUCAGCACCUUUGCCGCUUUCGGAUCAGGCAGUUGGUCCGGAUAGAUCACAUCCCCGAGCUCCCGCUGCCCAAGCCUCUGAUCUCUUACAUCCGCAAGUUCUACUACUACGACCCGCAAGAGGAGGUGUACCUGUCGCUGAAGGAAGCUCAGCUCAUCUCCAAACAGAAGCAGGAGACCGAAUCCUCCACGUAG